UUCGCACUCUUUACGCAUUUGCAGUGAGAAAAAAAAGAAAAGCGCUCUUUUUCAAUUUAAAUGGAGUAAUUUGCAUUGGAAGCGAUAACUUUGCUGCCGGACAACAACAUCUCGGUUUAUUGGUCCAGCGGCGCGCAGUGUCAGCCUCUGACGCAGCCGCAGCACCUAUCCGAGAGAGGAACACUGCACCUGACGGCUCCAUCCCCCGACCAGCCGCUCUUUUUCUCCCCAUCACGACCACUCCGGCUCUGCAGUGCAGAGACUGUUGCGUUUUAUGGAAGCGGAGUCCGUGCAACCUGUCGUGGUCAUGCUGCCCCCCAAGAACUGCCUUCCGAGGAACUACAGCUGCAUCGCCGGGCUGUUCGGGAGCCUGGCGGCAGCCAACUCCCGGCUGGACGAUGGGGAUGACUUUGACAUCGUGAACACGACGUGCGAGCCCAUCGAGAACCCGGUGGUGGAUGAGAGGCCACGGGGCAGGGAGGUUUUCCUGAAGCCGCCACAGAGUCCGAACCUGCGGCGGAGGUGCAAAUCGCUGCCCACACCAUCAGAGAGGGCAAAGUUAGAGAUCUCCCGCAGCAGAAGUCCGACCAGCGAGAAAAAGGUCCGGUUCGCCGACUCCUUGGGUCUGGAGCUCAUCUCAGUGAAGCACUUUGACGACACGGAUGUCCCGGAGGUGCCCGAGCGCAUUUUGGCCAAAUUACCCAAAGGACCGCUGCACCUGAACCAUCUGGACACGAAGUUCCCGCGGGCCCCUGCGCAGUCUGUGUUUAUGGAGUUGCAGUUCACCAGUCCUGGCACGCUACCCGGUUUCGAGCACAAAGUGAGAGAGGUGAAAGUCUCGCUGGAGAGCGUGGAAGCGGACGAAUUCAGCCUUUCCGGGUUCGUGCGCGUCUUGAACCUGGCUUUCGAGAAGAGCGUCUCUCUGCGCUACUCCCUGAACAACUGGAUCACAUUUAUGGACAGUUUGGCCUCCUAUGUUCCCGACUCCAGCGACGGCGUCACCGACAAGUUCCGAUUCAAGAUCGUCAUGCCCACUUAUCUGGAGAACGGGGGCACGUUGCAGUUCGCCAUCAAGUACUGCGUCGGCGGGCAGGAAUUCUGGGACAAUAAUAACGGAAACAACUACAAAGUGAGGCGUCACCGGCUGAAGAUGUCCCCGCCUCGGGAAUGGGAGAACGGAUGGAUUCACUUUAUCUGAGCUUCACUUCGUGUGUGCGUAAUUUGCGCGUAAUUGAUCCCCGGGUACCUGUGGCCAUGGUGUUAAAAAAAAAAAGAGAGAUUUUUUUUCUGCCAUUGUUAAGCUGUGAUAACAGAAAACAUGUUCCCUCUAUUUUCAGAAUAGCUGCCCCCCCCGCUAUGAAGACACAUAGUGUUUAAAACUACCGAAUACGCCUGGAAUGGGUUGUUGGUUUGUGGAUAUUGUUGGAUAUUAUGCCUUGAUGUCAGGGCUCUGUACAGCUCGGUGCCCUUUGGGAGGGCAUGACCAUGUUAUGUAAUGUAGAUAGAUACACGUGCCACGGAAAACGUGCCGAGCAAUGCCAACUUGGGGCAACGCUGCUCAUUUCGGGGACAUACUGUACACUGAUUUGAUGGCACGGUGUUCCGAAAACAAAACAAAAAAAAAAAUGUAUACAGUGCAUGUGUGCAAACAUACCGGCCUAUCGGGAAGCAGAACGCCUCACAUCCUGGAUGAUGUGGACCCCAGACCAAGCAAGUAGCGUCCUCCUCUCACUCAUGUCUUACCUAGGAUAACGAGAAAUAAAAUAUUUAGAAAGUUAAUUUAUUUUAGUUUUUAUUUACUUAUGGGAUAUUCAAUGCACCAUUUUCUACUCGUGACAUUAAAUCGCCUUAUUCUAAGAUGUGUUGGAGGAGGAAGUGCAUUGGAUGUUCUACAGUUUGUUUUCCCCAUUAGGCUUGAAAAGAACAAAGAUAUCAGUUUAUUAUUAAUGUUAAAAUUAAUAAUAAUUUAUCCAGGGAAAUAAAUAAAGAACCUUGCCUUUCAGACAUAAAUGCAUAGCUUUUCAACAGCCAUUGCACAUUAUGUUAUUUGGGGGGGGGGGAUAGUGACUUUUAGUAUUUUUAUCAAAAUAUUGAGGUCUAACCAAAGUAUAUAGAGCCUGACCUUACAUGUAAAGAAAAAUUUUAAGCUAAGCUUACACAUGCCACUGAAUCACAUAAGCUUUUCAAUCCUGAGCAAAUAUGAAUAUUGGCUGUUUGAAAUAUCAAAUAUACCUCAGAUCACCUGCAGACCUUUUGCUGUCCUCUACAGGUUGAACAGAAGCUAUUUUAAAGAUAACUAACCCAUUUAGAUCAAGCAGUAAAAACGCUUGCUCCCUUCUCGGUUUUCAUUAAAGCAGCUCUGUGUAGACGCAGGCUGUCACACAGAAGACUGUCUUAAAUCAACUGUUGCUGCGCUAAAGAUACACCAUAGCCAAAAUCACUGUGGGAAUAGUGCAGCUCCCUGAAAUAAUUACAAGAAAACCGUUAGACCCGCUUUACGUGCUGACAGCCACGUCCUUAAAUCACAUUUUGUAAUAUUGUUUCAUUACUCUUCGACUGAUGUUAGACAACCAUUUUGUCUUUCCAGACAACAGCGUGUCUGAGAUUUGUAUAGUUUUAUUUCAUUCUGUGGUAAGUCGUCUUCCAGACCCCCUCGCUUUAAUAGGACAUACUGACACUAUUUUGCAAUAAAAAAAGCUUCUGUCCUAUUUACCUAUUAACCCAAAAACACAGAUCUUCAUCAUGCUUUACAGAUGUGUUCAGACUUACAUAUAGAGUGGAGAUUCCAGAAAAAAGGACAACAGACAUACCGGUAUUGCUUUUAAUGUUCGUGCCCUGGCUGCAGUCUCCUCAUCCUUCACACUUUGUUUACAUCACCGUGGCCUCAGAGGCAAGCUUUCCAUUUUAAUGAGGCCAUCAGAUUAGGAUGUGGAUGGAGACUAUUCCUGUAACCACUUAGUUUUUGGAGCAGUUCCACUGUGAAUCCAUCAGUACUGUUUGUCUCAAACUUUGACAAGAUCGUGUCAUGACUUCGAUGUUAGGUUAGUUUUUGACGAGAGAUAAGCUGAUGAUAUUUGCUCCCAGGCAGUUUAGCUUCGUCAAGUAUAGAGCUGCUGUUCUCUCGCCUGUUCCUUUGAAUAAAUGGUGGAUGUCAAAGUUCGGGUCACGGCAGAGUUUACUGUAUGUAAUAUUGUUAGCUCUGUGAGGACUUGCUUUGCAUGUCGUCUGCUUCUGUCUGUGUAGUGUUUCGCUCAAGCAUCCAUGCAGUACAGUACCAGAGAGCAUGAGGUGACUGAAGUGAGCACUGGGAAAUGCAUCAAUACCAAUUUAUCACUGCCAACACAGACCGUGCUCUUUAGAUUUAACACCUGCUCUGAUUUGCACUGAGAUGUAGCCCCGGGGUUUGUGCAUUCAAAUAUCAAGUCUUCUCUGCUUUCUCUUUAGUUUCAACUUUCUGAAUUCUAGAGCAUUUUAAGUUAAAACAUACAUAAUAAUAUAUUGCUAUUGGUGCAUUCCUACCAUAUAACAGAUGAAGGGCUUCUGGUCUGAGUAGAUUUUCACCUCAAUGUAUCAGAACUCACUGGUAAACAAAUAAUAUGUACAUGUGUUAAUAUUUCAUAUUGAAUGUCCUCCUGUUACUGUUGUAUGUUGUGUGUGUUUUGAAGCAUUUUAAAAGCAAAACUGAAAGAGAUGAAUGGUAAAAGUUUAUUACUUCUUAAAGCACACUUCCUAACCCAAUCUGUCUUCUGACGGUUUAAAAUAAGGAUAGUAAUAAUAUUGGAAAUACCACAAAUUAGACUAUUUUGUCUCAACUUAGUUCUUUCUUUUUUUUUUCUCUCUCUCUUUUGACUGGUAUUUAACGUUGAGACAUGGCAGGGGCUUCCCUGAAAGUUUGUGCAAAAAGAAAAUAGUGUAGGUCAAAGAAGUGUACAUAUUGGAAGUCCUCUGUGCACGUCGGUGUGUGCACACUGCCUUAUGAAACUGUGAGUUCACCUAAGGACAAGCAAAGCAAGCACGAAAAUGGAACGUGUGUUCAUCAAGAAGGAACAUGAAGGUGAACGUUGCACAUCGGUGAUGAAUUUGUCAGGCGAAAGGUCAAGGUUCGAAGCACAGUGGUGCUUGAUAACUUUCUGCAUGAAUGACUUAUGAUUGUAGCUGAUGCUGAGAAGACUCAGUGGAAGCAGGUCUACUGCAGCGAGAGUAGAAAAUGGGAUGUGUGGCAUGGAAAUGAAAGCUUCUCCUGUGAAUAGCUUCUAAACAUUUUGUUUUCUCACUGAGACUUACAUUGCACUUUUAUUUCACUAUGCGAAGCCUAAAUCACCUCUCUCUAAUUUAUAACCAUUUUAUGGCACUUUUGUUUCUCUUUUGUCGUUUCUUUAACUCCUAUGCAACCUUUUUUGUGUCGUGCCAUCUGCACUGUGAACUAGCCGUCAAUCGUUUUAGUGACUUUCAACCAUGUUUGCAUGACGCAUUUGACAGUCUUCUUUAUUUCUAAAGUUUUGUUUAAUGUAAGCCAUACUUUGUUGAAAUGUUGGUUAAUAAAGGCAUCUGUGA
This is a messenger RNA of Salarias fasciatus (jewelled blenny), 4554 nucleotides long. Its product is annotated as protein phosphatase 1 regulatory subunit 3E. The record is from RefSeq and is a predicted model, not a curated record. Gene Ontology annotation, cellular component: protein phosphatase type 1 complex. Gene Ontology annotation, biological process: regulation of glycogen biosynthetic process. Bases 275 to 1198 code for a protein of 307 amino acids. Lineage: Eukaryota; Metazoa; Chordata; Actinopteri; Blenniiformes; Blenniidae. The transcript has a single exon. Gene Ontology annotation, molecular function: protein phosphatase 1 binding; glycogen binding.